UUAACGCGUACCAUCAUGAGCGACUCGAUACCACCCUCGUUGCCAGAACCCGCUCCCGAGAACUGGAUUGAACUUUCGUUUUCGUGGGCCGGGAAACCCUUCAGCCUUAGCCUUGCCGAAUCGGACAGAGUAUUCGACUUCAAGGCUGCGCUCCAGAACCUGACCCGCGUUCCUCCGGAGCGCCAAAAGAUCCUUGGUCUUGUAAAGGGCAACAAAACGCUUGCAGACCAAGAACGAAUCGGGGAUUUGAAAUUGAACAAAAAGUUCACUCUCAUUGGCACUCCAGAGGGCGAUGAAAUCAAAGGUGCGACGCGUCAUUAUACCUUUGUGGCCUUCGUACCGAUCACAAUUGUGCAGACCCAUCCAGCAGAACUCGAAAACUUGCCCGACAUUGUAAACGACUUCGACUUGGAUUUGGCGCGUGAUCCCGUUGCAAGUGCUGCAUACGCCAACGACCAGCGAAAUCAACGCAAAGUGAAGGAAGCCACCUCUGCGUUGAAAGUCAAUAUCAUCCAUCCUUUGCGGGAGAAGAAGAAGUUGCUUGUCCUUGACAUUGAUUAUACAAUACUGGAUACCAAGCCGCUGACCACAGGCAGUUUACCUCCCGCAGAAUGUGCUCGACCGCGCCUCCACGAGUUUCUUGAGGCGAUAUACCCAUACUAUGAUAUAUGUAUCUGGUCACAAACAAGCUGGAUCUGGCUAGAAACGAAACUUGUCGAACUAGAAAUGGUAGGAGCUCACCGAAACUACCAGAUAUCUUUCGUGCUCGACAAGACGCCCAUGUUCACCGUAUUCAGUACACGCGACAACAAGCCCUGGCAACACUCAGUCAAGGCGCUGCAAAUCAUUUGGAACCACUUCCCGCAAUUCAACGCAUCCAAUACCAUUCACGUUGACGACUUAAGUCGCAAUUUUGCCCUCAACCCCGGCCAAGGACUGAAGAUCUCUGCCUUCAAAGGCGCCGCAACUCCACAGGCAACGGCAGAUCGGGAGCUCGACAAGCUAGCUCGAUAUAUGGUGCAUAUUGCCAAUGUAGAUGACUUCAGAACGCUGCACCACGAGAACUGGAAGACUGUCCUCCGGGGUCUGCCAGAAUCAUAA
Messenger RNA from Mycena indigotica, 1101 nucleotides. RefSeq names its product HAD subfamily IIID h. Gene Ontology annotation, biological process: protein dephosphorylation. The record is from RefSeq and is a predicted model, not a curated record. Bases 16 to 1101 code for a protein of 361 amino acids. NCBI's taxonomy places the organism in Eukaryota, Fungi, Basidiomycota, Agaricomycetes, Agaricales, Mycenaceae. The transcript has 11 exons. Gene Ontology annotation, molecular function: protein binding; protein serine/threonine phosphatase activity. Gene Ontology annotation, cellular component: nucleus.